Molecule: messenger RNA, 1049 nt
Organism: Desarmillaria tabescens
Lineage: Eukaryota; Fungi; Basidiomycota; Agaricomycetes; Agaricales; Physalacriaceae
Exons: 5
Coding region: 98-904 (268 amino acids)
Source: RefSeq, a predicted model, not a curated record
UGACUCACCCCAGGGCACAAGCUUGACUUCGAAUGUGUCCGGGGCACGUGCUGGCUUAAUUGUCUUCUUUGUACUAUGCUGUCGCAGAUACUUUUUAAUGAUAACUACAGUGUCUUUGGCAUUGAAUGUCAAAACGUACGGGUUUCGGCUUCUGGAGGCAGCAAAGUCUCUCAUCUUCCAUGCGAAUGACAACACGACACGUAAGGUCAUACACAAUAGCGCUUUUUACUGGCAGAAUGCAGUCAUUCAGGUUGGGACCCAGCUAUUCAAAGUUCCGAUACGUGAUUUCGAGGAAUCCGCAUUUUGGGAGGAGCUGGAUCUAACUGGAGGAAAAGGCUCUCACGAUGAUGAUCCGAUCGUUUUGGAAGGUGUCUCUUCAGCAGAGUUUGAAAGCUUACUGCGAGUCAUACAUAUGCGACAUAGUGACAGCGGGAAACUCGAACUGCAUGUGCUGACCAGCGCGCUGAAGCUUUCCACCAAUUGGCAGCUCAUUGACGCUCGCAAUAAAACUAUACAGCAGCUCCAUCCUAUGAUUUGUACCAACUUUGCGGUACUUGUCGACCUUGGCACCACUUAUUUUGUCCUUCCUUGGCUACAACUAGGCCUGUACAAAUUAGUUGAACGUGGAACGUGUAUCACAGGCACAGAGGCGACGUAUUUUCGCCGGGAUUCCAUUCUCAAAGUAUGGGAAGCGCAAGAGAGAGUCAGGGAAGGAGGGUCAGAUCCAUUGAACACGAUUUUCGACGUUUUCAGUGCAGAGAUCCGUAAAGUUGAAAGAGAGUCAAAUGCUUACGGUGCCGUUACGCUACCUGGGUGGCCGCCGGAGAGAUCCCUUGUACAGCCAACGAAAGCCGGUGCCAUUACCUCAGUCGUUACGCAGAUAUUGAAGGGAGGAGUGAGCUAGGAGUUGAUAGCAAUGUUGAUGCAGCGGAAGCGAAUAAUUCAAACUAAUGGCGACUAUAAAAGCUGCGCCGUUCCUGUACAAUUUCAGGCAGCUAGACCACUCGGUUUUGGCACGCAAGACAAUAGACACUGGGAACACGCUCAUU